GCAGCACUUACCAUGCCAUGGAUUCACUAGAAGAAGAAGGUCAGCCCCGUCCAUCACCACAAACAUGGCGCCCUCCAAGAAACGCAGCGUGAAGCCAGCAAAAGGAGCAGAGAAAUGUAUAAAAACAGCUAAAAUAGACUUAGUCAGUACAGUAGGUCGUAUCCUUGAAAGCAGUAAACACGGGAAUGAGGUUUUUGACGUAUUUGAGUUUCUUCAGUUCGAAAAAGAGACAAAUGUUAUCACGGCAGUUAAUGCAUGCAGCAGUUUGUUUUGUACACUCUUGCAAAGAAAGGAGCUCUUUCGGGGGAAACUUCCGGCAGAAGACGACGCGUUGAGUGGUGACUACAGCGCUGUAGACAAAUACCACAUUUUCAUGAGACACCGUUACAACAAUUGUGUGGAGAUGCUGCUUGAACACCUCAGUCAUGAACUUCAUGAAGUCCAGGAAGCUUCUUUGUGUUGCCUGAUGAAGUUUGCGGCAGGAGAAGGACAAGAUCCCCUUGAGGACUUGGACUGGAGUGAACACUACAGUUUCCCCAGGGAACUCAUACAGGCGGUAGUGGACAGACUGGUGUCCCGAACGACAGACAAGUCUCUGCUGAUCUCUCGAUUUCACGAGUUCCUGGAGAAGGAGGAUGUACGCUAUUAUGUCAUGAGCUCCAUCCGUGAGAACAUGGGCCAAGUCAUGGAAAAAAGCAAAGGGGAAGUGAUGCCUGUAUAUCAGCACAACGUUUUCACUCUCAUGUCCAACAUCAGCAUCCCAAAAGAAGAGUUGGAGCUUUCCAAUUUCAUGGUCACACAGGAAGCUAAACAUGAAGACUGGAAAGCCGCCAAACUAAUUGAACACAAGCGUACCUUCGAAAGGAUGUGGCUUGCCUUCCUCAAGUAUAAGUUGCCGAGUAAUAUGUAUAAAAAGGUCUUGGUGAUCCUCCAUGAUGCCAUUUUGCCCCACAUGAGCAAUCCCACUCUGAUGAUCGAUUUCUUGACUGCAGCAUACGAUGUUGGUGGAGCAAUCAGCUUGUUGGCCCUCAAUGGACUUUUUGUCCUCAUCCAUCAACACAACUUAGAUUACCCUGAUUUCUACAAGAAAUUAUAUAAUCUCCUUGACCCUUCCAUUUUCCAUGUAAAGUACAGAGCACGCUUUUUCCAUUUGGCCAACCUGUUCCUUAGUUCCAGCCACUUGCCGGUGUACCUUGUGGCUGCUUUUGCCAAACGCCUGGCCCGAUUGGCCCUCACGGCCCCACCCACGGCGCUCCUCAUUGUGCUGCCAUUUAUCUACAACCUGAUCCGUCGCCACCCAUCAUGUCGAGUCCUCAUUCACAGACCCAGCUCAGAAGAUGAGCUUUUAGAAGACCCAUAUCUAAUGGAUGAGGAUGACCCCGCCCGGUGCCAUGCCUUAGAGAGCAGCCUGUGGGAAAUUAAGACACUGCAGAGGCAUUACCAUCCAGAUGUGGCCAAAACUGCCAUGUUGAUCAACACACCGUUGUCACAAAAAGAGGAUAACAUCAGUGAGGUGCUCGAAAUAACAACUUUUGAGCUGAUGGAGAGAGACUUGAAGCAGACAUCGAAGAAGAGCAUCCCGCUGGAGUUUGAAACUGCCACGCAGCUGCUGAAAGUGGGCAAAGAUGUGAUGGGACAGCACUUCUGUCUGGAGUGAAAGAGUGUGGGAUCAAUACUCAAUGCCAUUAAUCUGUUCAGGUUUAUUGCAACCCAGCGUGGACUCGUUGGUAAAAGUGUAAAGAAAGACCAGCAUAAUAACACAUGCUGAUGCAUUUUAUGUCAGUAAAGAUUUUUUCACACAA
Molecule: messenger RNA, 1802 nt
Organism: Syngnathoides biaculeatus (alligator pipefish)
Lineage: Eukaryota; Metazoa; Chordata; Actinopteri; Syngnathiformes; Syngnathidae
Gene: noc4l
Product: nucleolar complex associated 4 homolog
Exons: 15
Coding region: 65-1657 (530 amino acids)
Biological process (GO): ribosome biogenesis
Cellular component (GO): nucleolus; Noc4p-Nop14p complex; small-subunit processome
Source: RefSeq, a predicted model, not a curated record